Psylliodes chrysocephalus is the source of this 1241-nucleotide messenger RNA. The record is from the annotation of a GenBank genome assembly. Lineage: Eukaryota; Metazoa; Arthropoda; Insecta; Coleoptera; Chrysomelidae.
AGAAUUAGUUUUGUUUCAAUUGUAAUAAAAGUGCCAGAAUAUGAACAUAUUGAUAUUUUUCGUAGUUUUGAUAACCAGUAGUUUUGGUGCUGAGCAAAAUGGUAGUUGUAACAAAGUAGUUGAAGAUGAAUUGCUGGAUCUCAAAAUAACCAAACAAUUGGAUAUACGAAUUAGCGGGAAAAAAUGGGAUCAGAAUCUGAACAAUAUCAUCCAAUCGAAUAUUCGUGAUGUCAUUUCAGAUAAUCCAAAAACCAAUAAGGUACGACCUUUAUCAGACAUUGAUGUUCGUAACGCAGCUUCUGAAGAACCUAACGUUGUAGAAUGGAAUUCCGAGAUAGAAAGGAAAAGUAUCAUCAACCAAUUGGACAGCAUUACGUCUAAAUUAAAAAACAUACAAAAUGUUUGUCAGAAAUCCAAUUCUGAGGCACCAUUGAUAAACAAUAUAGGAAAUGUUGAUGUAUAUAACAAUGAAAUUUGUAAGAGAGCAGUAGGGAUGAGUAAGCCUCAAUUUUGCGAGUUAUUAGAAGAAGAUAUCAUUAAUAAAAAUGUACCCAGAAGUUGUAAAGAAAUCCAAGAAAAGGGACAAAAUAAAUCUGGAAUCUACGAAAUUCAGCCGAAGAGUAGCCUUAGGCCCAUCUGGGUUCUGUGCGACAUGGACACCAAAGGUGGAGGAUGGGUUGUUGUCCAAAAAAGGUUUGAUGGAUCGGAAGAUUUUGACCGAAAUUGGCGAGACUACAAAUUUGGUUUUGGAAACCUCAACAGAGAACUUUGGAUCGGCCUAGAAAACAUGUAUCAUUUUACCGGCUUCGAAGUAAGCGAAUUACUGGUAGAAAUAACGGACAGGGAUAAAAUUAAAGCAUAUGCCCACUAUAAAGGAUUUGGAAUAGGAUCGGAAACAGAGGGAUACGCUCUCAGCGUCCUUAAAGGAUUUAGUGGUGAUGCUGGAGACUCCUUAAAAGGACACUAUAAUUGUAAAUUUACCACCAAGGAUUUGGAUCAGGAUAAACACGGAAAUAAUUGCGCUGUGCUAUUUAAUAGUGGUUGGUGGUUUAACGCUUGCCAUGUUAGCAAUCUGAAUGGAAAAUACAUAAACAUGCAACCUCCCACUGGAUAUAGUUACCAAGGUCUCCAUUGGUUGGAAUUUAGAGGACAUGCGUAUGGUCAUGCCGGAUCAAGAAUGUUGGUCAGGCCAGUUCAACCUUAAAUUACUGCAGAAAAUUUAAAAAAAGAUAGCAUUGUUA